Zasmidium cellare ATCC 36951 is the source of this 1992-nucleotide messenger RNA. RefSeq lists its product as uncharacterized. Gene Ontology annotation, biological process: proteolysis. The record is from RefSeq and is a predicted model, not a curated record. NCBI's taxonomy places the organism in Eukaryota, Fungi, Ascomycota, Dothideomycetes, Mycosphaerellales, Mycosphaerellaceae. The transcript is spliced from 6 exons. Gene Ontology annotation, molecular function: serine-type endopeptidase activity; tripeptidyl-peptidase activity. The coding region runs from base 1 to 1992 and encodes 663 amino acids.
AUGCAUUUUUUAGGCUCAUUCGUGGUCGCUUCUCUCGCGGCGUCGGCCUUGGCUGUCUCGACUCCUCACAACUAUGUGAGCCAUGAGAAGAGACAUGCGCCGGCCAAGAAAUGGGUUCGUCGUGGUGAAUUGGCACCGACCGCAAUUCUGCCAGUGCGAAUCGGACUCAAGCAGCCAAACAUCGACAACGGAAAGGGUGCUGAGCUUCUUCAUGAGAUCUCCCACCCAGCGUCUUCAAGAUAUGGCCAAUGGUACUCGCCCGAGGAAGUCAUCGAAAUCUUUGCUCCACCACAACAUGCAGUCGACAAAGUCCAUGAUUGGUUGAAGCAGGCCAGCAUCGCCCCGGAGCGAAUCUCACAGUCUGUCAACAAGCAGUGGAUUCAGCUGGACCUGGCCACACAUGAAGCCGAGAAGCUUCUCAAGACCAAAUACUACCAGUAUGAGCAUCUUGCUACUGGAAACCAGCAUGUUGCGUGCGACGAGUACCUCGUUCCAGAGCACCUGGCCGAGCACAUCGACUACAUCACUCCUGGUAUCAAGCUUCUUGGUGGUGGAAAGGCUUCCAACGGCCGUGAUCUUGACGGACGCAAGAGCUCGAUGGAGAAGCGUGGCUUCCGUACUGGAGCCAACCAAAACUUCACAGGCCCGAUCUACAAGGGCAAGGUUGAUGUUCCGCUGACCACCCUCAACGCCACUGCGUUUGAGUUGGCCCACUGCGAUCAGUACAUCACUCCACCUUGUAUCAUGGCCAUGUAUAACAUCACUCGCGGCAGCAAGGCGGCACCAGGCAACCAGCUCGGUAUCUUCGAGGAGGGAGAUUUCUACGCAGCUGAAGAUUUGAUCGAGUUCUUCGUCACCUUUGCUCCGUACAUUCCUAUCACCACCAGGCCUAAGCUCGAAGGCAUCGAUGGCGGCUUUGCCCCGAGUGUCUUUGCCGGUGGCGAGUCGGACUUGGACUUUCAGAUCUCAUACCCACUCAUCUACCCACAGAACAGCGUUCUCUUCCAGACCGACGACAUCUUUUACGCAACGGGUCUUGAAGGCAGUGGAGGCUUCUUGAACACCGUCCUUGAUGCCCUCGACGGCUCAUACUGCUCCUACAUCGACCCAAUCGACCCGGUCUACCCAGACCCCAACCCUCUCGGCUACCAGGGCAAGCUCCAGUGCGGCGUUUACAAGCCUACCAACGUCAUCUCCAUCUCCUACGGAGAACAAGAAGAUGACCUGCCAACUGCGUACCAGACGAGACAGUGCAACGAGUUCAUGAAGCUUGGCAUGCAGGGUGUAUCGAUUGUCAUUGCAUCUGGUGAUUCCGGCGUUGCUGCGAGAAGCACUGACGACAACAACGCAGAUGGAUGCCUGGGCAAUGGACAGGUCUUCAACCCAGACUUCCCAGCCUCGUGCCCAUACAUUACUGCUGCUGGCGCCACAUUCCUGCCCACUGGUGGUGACCCGACGAAGGACCGAGAGGUCGCUGUCACACGUUUCCCAAGCGGCGGUGGCUUCUCCAACAUCUACCCACAGCCAGCCUACCAGGUCGGUCCAGUCAACACCUAUCUCACUCAGCACACUCCACCCUAUAAGACCUACAACACCUCCGGCAUGAACAACCCACCAGAGACCGUCACCCAGGGCGGCAUCUACAACGUCGGCGGUCGUGGCUACCCCGACAUCAGCGCCGUCGGCGACAACGUCGUCAUCUUCAACAAUGGCAUCCCAGAACUGAUCGGCGGAACCAGUGCUUCUGCCCCAGUUUUUGCUUCCAUUCUCAAUCGUAUCAACGAGGAGCGUAUCGCUGCUGGCAAGAAGACCGUGGGCUUUGUCAACCCUACGCUUUAUGCUCAUCCUGAGGUGCUUCAUGAUAUUACCACUGGAAGCAAUCCCGGUUGCAAUACCAAUGGGUUUGCUGUCUCUCAAGGAUGGGAUCCAGUGACUGGACUGGGUACGCCCAACUACCCUGCUAUGCUCAAGCUCUUCUUGAGCUUGCCAUAA